AUGGGGGACUUCGCCUCCCCCGCUGCCGGAGCCAACGGCAGUAUCUGCAUCAACAACAGCAUGAACCCGGCCGCCGGGAGCGUUGUGCCCACCGGGGCGGUGGGCAUACCUAAGCACAGCACCGUGGUGGAGAGACUGAGGCAGCGGAUCGAAGGCUGUCGGAGACACCACGUCAACUGCGAGAACAGGUACCAGCAAGCCCACGCUGAGCAGGUGGAGAUCGAGCGGAGGGAGACGGUGAGUCUGUACCAGCGGAGUCUGGAGCAAAGAGCCAAGAAGUCUGCGGGCGGCGGCAGCAGCAAGCAGCCGCAGAGCAAGCAGCCUGACCCGGACUCGGUCUCCUCCACGGAACAGAGGAAUAACACGUUGAUAGCGCUUCAGGAGACAGUAAAGAGGAAACUAGACAGCGCACGAUCGCCUCUGAAUGGAGAGCAGAACGGCCUCUGUGAUGGAGGCAGCUACUCGCCCACCACCAAACGGGUACGAAAGGAAGGCUCGGUUGGUUUGGACUCACUAACAGGUCUCUCCAACAACACCAGUAACAGUGUUCCGCCCAUCUCUCCUCUGCAUCAUCAAAUGGACAUUAAGCCUUUACUGGGCGGGCCCAACACUUCUACCGGUAACAACACUACCAACGGCAACGGCAACCAUGUGAGCCGAGCUUCAGACGAGCUCGGGAAGAACGGUGGUAGCCAUCUUCCAGACAUGAAGCUGAACGGCUCACUCGACCUGGAGGACACCUUCAGCAUCCUUAAAGACCUGAAACAGGAGCCUCUGGAUGAUGGCGGUGGGAUGGAGUCAUCUGAUCCCCAAUCCCUGUCCAAUCAGAACAAACUUUUCUCUGACAUCAACCUCAAUGACCAGGAGUGGCAGGAGCUGAUCGACGAGCUUGCCAACACGGUGCCGGAGGACGAUAUGCACGACCUCUUCAACGAGGACUUUGAGGACAAGAAGGAGACGGAGUUCAGCAGACCGGCAAACAAUCAGACGCCGGGUCCACAGGAAGCAGCCGGGAAUACCACGACACCCGGAGGAGGAGGAGGAGCACCGUCAACAGCAGCCCUGCCUCCUCCACCUCCUCAGCCUCCGCAGGGAGGUCCACAGGUGCCAAUUGGCUCUCCACAGGUUCGACCAUCGUCUUCUGGACCACAGUUUGCCACCACUGCCAAUGGAACUCCUCCACAGCAGCCUCUGCAGCAGUCUCCAGCCGUGGCCAUGGCAUCAGGUUCACCGUUACACAACUGUGUGGCCCGUUCCCCUCAGACGCCGACCCAGGCCCAGACACAAACAGUCUCCAGGCCUGGGAAUGGAUACAUGAUGAACCCUGGACCAGGGGUCGGUCAGUCAGGAACCGGAACGGGGGCGGCCGGUGUUGCCCCUGGAGGUCAGUCUGUGGGAGCAGUGACGCCAGAACUUUCUCCAGCAGAGCAGCUGAAGGCAAUGGCUCAGCAACGAGCAAAACUGCUGCAGCAGAAGCAGCAGCAGCAGCAACAAGCAGCCAACUGGUCCCCUGCAGGCGCUCCCACUAGUCCAUACAACUCUGGUCCCUUUAACCAAGACAAACCCAACAGCCCUAUGAUGUACCCACCGCAAGCCUUUAACACACCACAGGGCCCUCUAGUGGCUGGAAUGGCCCCCAACAAUGGGCCCAAAGCCCCCAUGAGCAACUACCUCCCUCACAACCACAUGGGCAUGAUGGGACAGCAGCAGUCAAACAGCAUGAACCAGAGCUCUCUGUCCAAACAGCAGCAGCAAACUGCCGCCAUGUUGUCCUACAACAACACCAAACCACUGAGCCACUUCAGCGGCAGUGGCCCAGUGGAUCACAUAGGCCAGAGGAUGACUCCGCCCAUGGCAGGAAACAAUCAGGUCAAGAAUCCCAUGAUGCCUCCCUACAUGGGGGGUGGCGGAGGAGGAGGCGGAGGUCAGGUGACGGGACCAGGUCAGACUCAGGGCCCGAUCCCCGGACAGACGGCCCACCUGAGCGAGGAGCAGAAGAGGAUGUUGCUGAUGAAGCAGAAGGUGUUGAACCAGAACAUACCCUACAGCGCCAUGCAGCCUCACGGACAGGACCAAGGUGUGGUAGGAAUGUCAAGACCACCUGGUGCCAUCCCUCCACCCCACCCUGGACGGGGUGUGGCCUCAGGUGUGGGCCCCAACCAGGGCUCAGGACCUCCACCGGGAUACGUUGGCAACCAGCAGCAGGCGGCCAUGAUGAAGCAGAUGAUGGCGAUGGAGCAGGAGAAGAGGGUGCAGAUGCAAAUCAUGGAGCAUCAGAAGCAGCAGCAGCUCUUCAGAGAACAGAGACAGCAGCAGCAGCAGCAGCAACAGCAGCACUCCCUGGCUGAGCAGCUGCAGCAGCAGCAGCAUCUCCCGAGACAGAUGGGCCAGGGCCAGAGGAAUCCAUACCCCCAAGUCAAUCAGUACCAAGGUCCUCCUCAAGACCUGGCAUCCAGGAGCCAGGCUCUUCAGAACAUCCGGGCUGCACGACUUCUACAACAGCAACAGCAAAACCAACAGCAGAUGGUCCCUAUGAGUUCUGUUCAGAGCCAGGGGGGCUCCGUUGGACCCCAGACGGACAUGGGUGUGCCGUAUGGCAACCAGGGAUCCAGCCAGGGCUCCAUGUAUGGACUCAACCCCUCCAUGAGCCAAAUGAUCCACCAGCAGCAGCACCAGAGCCAAAGUGUCCAGGCCUCCAUGGGUCUUCCACCACAGCACAAUCCCACUGGGGGGCCACCUGGGCCCACAGGAGCAGGCCCCGGGGUUGGAGGUAUGCCUGGAGGUCCUGUAGGUGCUGGAGCUGGGGGCUAUGGGGGACAAGGGAUGUUAAUGAACUCAUUGACCCAACAAACCCUGAAAGGCCCUCCCAGUGCUAAAGCCCAAACACAGAGAUUGCAGAGCAUGCUGGGUGCUGGAGGGGGUGCUGGUGGGAUGGGAGCUGGUGGUUGGCCACAGCAGCAAGGACAGAGUCUGCAGGCCAUGGGUGGGGGAGUUGGAAGGACUACAGGAGGAAGUGGAGGAGACAUGGUGGGAUUCAGCUCAGCCCAGGGUUAUGGGAUGCAACCGGGUCAGCCCCCCCGCAUGGCCAAACAACACUUUCAGGGACCUGGGCAGGGGAUGAGCCAGGGGAUUGACCCCAGGGUGGGCAACCCAGCUGCAGGUAUGGGUGGGCCAAUGAUGGGCACGCACAUGGGCACUCAGCCCAGGACCAACCAGCCCCGGCCCAUGGUCAUGAACCAGGGAAUGAAUCAAGGGUUGAUGGGUCAAGGGAUGACUGGAAUGGGGAGUUUCCCACCUGGUCCUGCAGGACCAGGCAUGGGGACAGGCGGAGGAGGAGGAGGUGGUGGACCGUAUGGACCUGGAGGAGUAGGGGUUGGAGGUCAGCAGCAGGGCUACCAAAGGACACCUAGUCAGGACAUGUCAUCUUACGGCUAUGGGGGCGGGGCCUCCGGUGGGGGAGCCUUUGGAUUGGGGGAUGGGUCAGGGGCAGAGCUGGACUCGAGCGACGGUUGGAUGGAAGAGUUUUUUUCCAGCCAAUAGCCAACAGGGAAACUGGAGAAGAGUUUUUACUGGAUGAACGUUAACAGUGAGGUUGGACACGUGUUGAAAAGUUGAAGAAGACGACAGGACAUGGACGACCAUGUAUUUUGUUUCCUCAAACACGGACACAGCUAUUAAUGAGUUACAGUGUUGCAUUCUAUGUCUGUGUGUGUGUGUGUGAGUGUAUGUGUGUGUGAUCAGAAGAGAGAGAGAAAGAGAGAGAGAUAUAACAUUGAGUCUUGUUCAUAAUAAGGAAAAAACAAUACAGAGAUUAAAAGUUUGUGUUCCCUUCAUUCUCCUUCUUCCUCCUCAUGAUCCAGUGAUGGAAAGUGAGGCCUGUUUACACAGCAGCACAGCUUUGAGCCCACACUUUAGCCUGGGCUGAUUGAACACCACAGACCGAUGAAGGGGAGGAAGACUUGUUCUCAAGACAGCAAUUUAUUUGUGUUUGUGUGUUUGUGCCACCAGCUCAGAGCUGCUCAGAUCUCUCCACUGUGUGGGGAGUUGAAGAGAGUAGAAAACACUCUCACUGCUCCCAUUUCCUCUCUUAGAUUUGUGCAGCCAACAACCACACACACACACACACGCGCACACACACACACCAACACAAAUCUACUUGAUCUCUCUUUUCUCUUCCUCUGUGUUUGUCUCAACCUCCGUCCCUCCCUCUCUCUCUCUUGUUUUUUCCCACCCUUUCUCCAGAGACUUGUUUCUUUCUCUCAACACUCCCUUCUCUGUGAACUUCACAGGAGAACAAAUGGUGUUCCUCUCUUGUGCCAGAUGAGCACAUUCUGCCCUCUAGUGCUUUGAUUGGCAAACGACCUGAGGGUGUUUUUAGGGGGCUGGGGGUAUCUCCUGUGUGUGGUUGUGGAUGAUGGGUAUAUGCACACGCAGGAAGACAAAAAGAAAAGGCAGCUAAAGCAAAAAACCACUCACCAGUCAACCAGAAGAACCACCAUGGAUCCAGGGUGCAGGAGGUGGUGGGGGGGAGUGAGAGGGCAGAUGUACAAGAAGCAGCUAACAUAGCUAAAAUUACAUUAAAACCUCUGGCUGUGUGACACAAACCACAUGAUAUGCAUUAAGCUGACACAACACAGAAUGAUUCGCUAGGCACUGAAUGUAUUCAAGCACCACAAGUGACUUCUUCUUCUUCUUUUCUUUAAAGAGACAGAACAUCACCAGAGGAUCGACCAUGUUGUUUCUCAUUGUUGACCUUGUCUGAUGUGUUGGGUGUGUCCAUGUCAGAAUCUUCCCUUUAUCUCCAUCGUCCCACUCUACAUGCAUAGACCAUCUAUAAGACAUGGAUACCAGCAUUUGGUUGUUCAUCUAAAUUCCCGUGCAGCUGCCUCUGUGCUUUACUGAAGGCAGGUCAAAAAAGUCCUCAGACAGAUGUGUUCAUUCCUGCAGGUGUCUGAUGUUAGUGACCCAAACCAGUUUAGACUGGUCUCUGUGUCUCCAACAGCUUUGACCAGUUUUAUUGUCAUAUCUUUGUCAAGCAUUGAGGCGUGUUAUGUUUUAUUUGAGGUUUUUUUUAUCCCCCACAAAUGAACAAUGUUGAAAUCAGAGAAAACAUUCAAUUAACCUAAACAUUUGAAUGAAAGCCUGUUCAAAUUAUUGAAGCUUUGCAACAGGAUUUGAGGAUUGAUGUUUAAUGGAAGUGGGCUCCAGUCCCUAGAUCAGACAUCCUCCUGAAUCCUGAUGGAAACACCACUGAUAAAGAAGGCAGGCUGAAACACAGGAGGUGGAGGAUGGACAGAACUUGUACGUAACUCGUACUAUAGUUAAACACUAGACAUCCCAGCUGAGUGUGAGUUCAAACUGAAGGUUUCACAAGAUAAUGCUAAUGAUUUUCCUCCAGUGAUCAACAGACAUCCACUCAGAGCUCAGCCAGUUGUCUUUGCUUCCAAACAUUGUUGUGAUGCAAAAUCUACAACAAACACAACACAACACAGCAGAUUGUUAACUCACCACCUGUUCUUAUUUGGCAAAAGUGUUCAGGUCUGUGCUAUUUGAACACACGAUGACAGGAUUCACUCUGUAGACAGGAGUUAAUCUGUUCGAGGAGUGAUGGUUACAACCGUGUGUUCAGUGACAACUCACAGUCAGUGUCUUUUUAUAAAACCACCAUCAAAUGCAGUACAUAUCUUGUCCAUUAGGGACUCCCUCCAGAAACCCAGGACCACCCUUGAACAGACACUCCAAUUUCAGGGUCUGUUCAGUUUUUGUUUUAUUUUUUUCAGAAUUUUACAUGACAACUUUGUUGUGCAAUCAAAUGUUGAUGUCCAUUUUUUGUAUAUGGUCUUGUGGCUGACCUUGAUGGUAGCUUCUUGAUAAGUUCUCACUCCCCAGCUGGAACCUAACUGAGCUAUACUGUGAUAAUGAUGUGAAGAAUUACAAGGGGCCCCCUCCCCCCCGGCGCUUUACCAGGUAAAUGAACCACUGCAAGGUGAAGUACUACUUUAGUACUACUUCUCAGAGUGACCAUCAGAACAGACAGUGCCUUCACUGAAGUCAUUGGUCUCUCACGUCUCUGAGGAAACAAAAGGAUUUAUGCUGUCCACUGCUUUGCCCUUGUGUUUGAGUCAAACAGGUUUUAUUACAGUAGUCCUUGAUAUAUAAUCCACCUUCGUUCUUGAGGCGUUUGUGUUCUUUGUUCAAAGAUGAAUGAAAGUGAGUCUGUACGUGUGCAUUACUUUGUAUUUAUGUCGUCAGAGUCAGCGGUCAGAGGACGUAAUCCACAAACCAAAAAAGCCUUUUGCUUCUCUGUAAACUAAUUCCUUGCCAUCAACUUGCUUCCUGUCUUGGUUGCUGGUGUCAUAAUAUCCAACCCUUUAAGAACAAUCUUUGACCACCAUGCCAGUUUGUCCUGUAUGUGUCGCUACUGCUGUGUUGGUAGCACCUGCAAAAAAGCUUCUGCACGUUUUUUGAGGUCAGGCUGGUGGAGUAGAAGUAUUUGGACUCACUGUGGAGUUGAGGGUGAAGGAAGGAAGUUCAGAUGUACAAGUUGUAGCAUUUACCUGUUUUUACUGCGGGGUGAUAGAGGAACUGCAUAAAAUCCCGAGUCAUGGUCUGGAUUAUUUGAGCCUUUCCUGCACAACAGAAACAUUGGUUUUCAGUCAAUGCCUUGUUUAUACUCACCACAGCAGACAUUUGCACUGGUAAUGGCAUCUUUUAACCUGCAGGGCUGGUGAAGGAGUCUUCAACCAGAAAUGAUCACAUCAGUCAGUGUGGAUCUGUUCUGUUCUGUUUGUACCAUUGACUGUAUGUCAGAACUGGACAGAGAGUGAGUUCACAGAAGAACGGCAGAGAUCAACACAGUCUUUUUUUUUUUUUUUUUGCACAUUUCCAUCUUGUGUGGGACAAAUGGAGAGAAAAGAGAGUUGGUGGAAAAAAUGCGGGAGGAGAACAUAAUGGUUCUAUGUAUAAUUAACAGUGGAGUCAUCCAAAAGAAGGGUGACCACAUGACUGUGUCAGCAGAAUUCACACCAUUGACAGUCACCAUACCUUCGGUCACAUGUGGUUCAACUUGGCUUCUUUUUUUUCUGAGGCCUCACAGCCCUCUCCAGCAAAUGUCGCCCUAGUAAACUGCCUUUGUGGCCUGUGCUUGUGUUGAACAUUUGUGUCCACCCUUCCUCUUUUUCUCCCAAUUCUAGUUUCUCUUUAUUUCUACAUGGGAGCAAGACUGACUUUGGACUGGGCCCUUCAGUGAGGGUCACCACUGCAGUAGUCUGCAUAGUGAUCUGGCCUGGAUCAGUUUCUAGGCCUGACGCCCUUCCUGAAGCAACGCAGCCCAGAAUUGGGAUCUAGGUGGAAUCAAACCCAAAACCUUUUGCAUGGCAGGUGGAAAUCUUACAGUACUGUCCAAAUGUGCUCCCUUUGUCUGUUCUUGUGCAUAGUGACUAUUAAUGCUUCUGUGCCUGCACAAGAGACAGAGCCAAACCAUACAGUUGGAUGGUAAGUUGUAUGGCUACAAUUCUUUAUUCCUUCUGCUGCUUUACUGUAGAUCGUAUUUGCUUUGUGCGCCACCUAACAGUCAGCCGAGAGAUCGCACCACCAUCGGUGGCCUGUGUUUGAGUAUAAACAAGGUAUUGUGCACGUGACACUGUAGUGCAGUGAGUCAGCCUCAAAGUUUAAUUCAGAGAGAAAUUGAGGCUGUUUGUUCAGAUACACCUCAUCUUGACCAGGACAAAACCUGGGCUCGCUGUCCAAAUUAAGGCCACAGCCUUUUGUUGUCUCCAAUGAGGGUUUGUCAUAAGGUUUGGAAUCCUUUCAGGAAGAGAGGAAACUUCCUCCAAAUAUCAUAAUGUACUGGGACCAAGUCUGUAGACAAUGUUUUAACAGAAGUUGUUGUUGUUGAUGUUCUUUGUUUUAUUUUUAUUUGUUUUGGUUUUUUUUUUUUUGCUGACAUAUAUGUGAUUAUGAGAAAAACUAUAUAAAAGAUAAUGGCUAUUUGUAAAUAUGUUUUUACAGUUUAAAUACAUCAGAUAAUACAUUCUCUGCUCUGUAAAGAAUUUACUGUUUGUUGGAAAAUAGAGAAGUAUUUUUAUUUGGAAGUUUUUCUGUUUUCACUUUUAACCCAUCUGAGCUAUGCCAUUGCACUUCAGACAAUGUCUUACUACUAAUUUGUAAUGUAAACCUCCUCCUGUCUUUUUGAAUUAUUUUCCCCUUUUUUCUAGUUUGAGAUUGGUCUCGGUUCUUAAGCAGUGCUUAUUUUUAUUUCACCAUGUACAGAAUUCUGAAGAUGUAAACAAAAGAGAGUUACAGAAGUCUUUUUGGUUUGUUUGUUUUUUUUUUUUGUUUGUUUGUUUGUUUUUCCAAAAAGUAACAAUAAAAAGAGAAUGUUCUCGCUGAUUAUAUUAAAUCAAUUUUUCUCAUUGAAUUGGUUUAUUUUUUGUCACAUGCCACAUGGUUCUGCCUUACAGCGAGAGGGUCACUACAGUUCUGGGUUAAAUUUUAGGUCUGUACCAGGUGGUAUCAAACCUCUAACCUUCUGGUAGAAGAUCCUACCACUGCAUCAUUUUAGCCCCGCUUAGGUAUAGUUCAUAUAUGAGUAAAUACACACCUGGGAAUGAAGUGUGAGAAAUUAAGGAAGAAACAAUAAGAACAUAGUGAAACGUAGUGUGAUUUUUCCAAAUAUACUUUAAUUUACACAUUUCAUCUUUAAAUGUCGCCCCCUACUGGUUUACUUCUUUUAGUUUUCACUCCAAGGUCAGGUAGCUGCAUUAGUUUCUUACAUACAGUCUAUGUCUGCAACUAACUGCUAUAAAAUUGUAAUUCUAGAUAAGCUACCUGGUUAGCCUGUUAGCCAUAAAGCUAAACGCGACUAGAACAUGAAACUGUGGGCUGACAAAUUAUGAUAGUUAGUAAAUGAUAAAUAGGGGGCACCAAAUACAUUUUCCAUUUGUUUUGUAAAUUGCACCGUCCUUGUCUGCUCUCGGCCCCUCUGUACCAUGUGUUCACUUAAACACAACAACAUCAAUACUCCCCCUGUUAGCUGACAAACAGUAAUUUCAUUUCACUUCAGGGUCGCCAAAGUGACAGAGACAAAUGCACAAGCGUUCACGUUGCGCCCAAAACCAGACUGAGUCACCGCCACAGUGAUGUUGUGCCUAACAGCUCUGAUUUACAUAAUUAGACUUGCAUAUGCUAAAGAGCAGAGUCUUAAUUCUGUCUGGCACCAACCACCACCAUGAAUCAUGAGCUGCUGCUUGGUGUCAGCAGACAGACGGAAGGACCGAAUGGAGAAAAAGAUGGACAGAAAGAAAGAACACACACUGGGCCAGAACCUUCUGGGCCAGAGCUGCGAUUUAAUAAACUCACCACCUCUUUUCAAACUCACUCAACUCUUCCUCGCGUGACCACGCCCCUUUUUCUCUGUCAAAUCCCCUCUUCUCUCGUUCUCGCAGCUCUUUUCUUCUUUCUUUCCUCUCCAUAGGUGCCUUAAUUCUACUCAACUCUAUAUCCCUCUACGCACCACACACACUCAUUCAACCCACUACUGCUCUUCUCCCUUCUGACAUUGAUA
This is a messenger RNA of Cynoglossus semilaevis (tongue sole), 9565 nucleotides long. RefSeq names its product mastermind-like transcriptional coactivator 3 (gene maml3). NCBI's taxonomy places the organism in Eukaryota, Metazoa, Chordata, Actinopteri, Pleuronectiformes, Cynoglossidae. The transcript is spliced from 6 exons. Gene Ontology annotation, cellular component: nuclear speck; nucleoplasm. Bases 1 to 3540 code for a protein of 1179 amino acids. Gene Ontology annotation, molecular function: transcription coactivator activity. Gene Ontology annotation, biological process: positive regulation of transcription of Notch receptor target; Notch signaling pathway. The record is from RefSeq and is a predicted model, not a curated record.